GUUGCUAGCUUACAAGUCUCGUGUGGCAACGGGCAAGCGAAGUCAUGGUCAAUUGAGCAUAGUUGCAUACGGUUGAUUUCAGGCCGAGCAGAGCAGCGAAGGCGAAAGCUCACGCGUAGAUGCAGAACUUGCGACCCAAAUGGGUUUUCUUUUCUACGGCGACCGAAGCGAGGUCAAACAGAACGCGCAGCACGAGAGGGAGAGGGAGAGGGAGAGAGAGAGAGAGAGGGAGACGACGACGCCAUUGAAGGUGGAGGGGGAGGCUCGCCUCUGCCUGCGGCGUUUCCAGCAUAGAUGGCCGAAGCUGCUUUACUUGCUCUGGCAAAGAUUGCUUCCUAUGUAGCUUGUGAAGCAGCCAUGGUUGCUAAAUCCAAAGUUUCUAAUCUAAUGGAGGUCUCAUAUACUGUUCAACGGAUACGGAGGCAAUUUUUGAUGAUGAACUUCUUUAUACAAAAAAUGGGUGCUUCUUACCUUAGUGAUGAACUUCUCAAGGGAUGGAUCUCAGAGGUGAGAAUGCUGGCAUACCAUGUUGAGGAUGUAUUGGACAGUUUCUCCUACCAUUCUUAUCAGUUCAAGAAAGAUAAGUUCCUGAAUAAGAUUGCCAAGGGAUCGUUCUAUACUAUUGUAUUUAAUGAACUUGCUAAUGAGCUGAUUCAGAUAGAGAAGGAUAUUGAACAUGUUUCAAAGUUGAAGGACAUGUGGGUGCACCCAGUGACGCAGCUUGUUCCUACUGAAGUCACCAUCUCUCAACAGCAAUUCCCUCGGUACAGUUUUCCCCGACUUAUGAAGGAUGAGAAUCUUUUUGGGAUGGAGAAUAACAGGCAGCUAUUAAAGCAACUACUCGGUCCUGAAAUUUCAGCUCUCACGGUGAUAUCUGUUUGGGGUAUGGGUGGCAUGGGAAAGACCAUAUUGGCCAUUAAUGUAUGUGAGUGUCAUAAGGAGAAAUUCAACAUUUAUGUGUGGCUCACUGUAUCUCAGGCAUUUUCAAUGGAGGCUUUGCUGAGAAAGCUAUUAUUGGAGAUUCGUACCUAUCAGCUCUCAACAUUGCCUGAUGGUGGUAGUGUCAACCAGAGGAAGCGGGCUUCUGAUGAUAUUGACAAUAUGGAGGUUUCACGAUUGAAGACGAAUUUAAAGGAUGCACUGAAAAAAAAGAGAUUUAUGGUUGUGCUAGAUGAUGUCUGGGAUCGUCGAGCUUUUGAUGAAGUUCAUGAUGUGUUUCCGGACUGUAAGAAUGGAAGUCGCAUUGUGAUCACAACACGGAGAGGGGAUGUGGCUGCUCUUGCUCACCAUGGCUGUCAGCUCAAGCUUAAUCCACUAGAAGUGAAGGAUGCCCUCCUUCUGUUCUGUUCAAAGGCUUUUCCUAACAGCAAUGACUCUGAUUGCCCUUUAAAGCUCCAGGAACUAGCCAUAGAUCUUGGGAAGAAAAACAAGGAUUCAUCACUAACAAAGUGCCCACCAGAACUAAAGGGGCUAGCUGAUGAUAUUGCAAAGAAAUGCAAGAGCUUGACACUGGCGAAUUGCUCACAUAUUAAGGCUCUAGCUUGCGAUAUUGUAAAUAUAUGUGAAGAGUUACUGGAAGAAAAGUUGCCAUCUGAGCGUCAGGAGUUAGCUAAUAAUAUUGUAAAGAAAUGUGAGCUCUUGCCACUGGCAAAGUGCUCAUUAGAAGUGCAGAAGAUAGCUGUUGAGAUUGUGAAGAAAUGUGGGGGCCUGCCACUUGCAAUUGUAGCAAUAGGUAGCUUGCUGUCUGCAAGGAUGCAAAUAGAGUAUGUGUGGAAGCAGAUUUAUGAUCAGCUUCCAUGUGAGCUAGAGAAGGAUGACCAGGUCCGAGGAGUCUUAACUCUUAGCUAUUAUGACUUGCCUGGAGAGCUCAGAAAUUGUUUUUUGUACUGCAGCAUGUUCCCAGAAGAUUACCUUUUGUCAAGGGAGGUUCUUGUGAGACUAUGGAUUGCAGAAGGCUUUGUGGUAAAGAAAGGGGACAGCACUCUGGAGGAGGUGGCAGAGGGAUAUCUCAUGGAGCUGGUUCAUCGAAACAUGCUUCAACUUGUGGAUAAUGAUGAGCUUGGCAGGGUUAGUACAUGCAGGAUGCAUGACAUUCUAAGAGAGCUGGCUCUUUCUAUAUCCAAAGCAGAGCUGUUUGGUACCGCAAACAAUUUUAGUGAAAUGGCGCAGAUGAGCACCAAUGUGCGUCGCUUGUCAGCAUGUCAAUUGGAGCAGACAAGACAUGAUUUAUCAAAGAUGCAAUUCCCACAUCUUCGAACCGUAAUCGCACUUGAAUCGAGCGUGGACUUUGUACGGUCAAUAUUAUCUGAACCUAAGUACCUAACUGUCCUUGAACUGCAAGGCUCAGGAAUUAAUCAAGUCCCAGCAUCUAUAGGGGAUCUUUUUAACUUACGGUACAUUGGCCUAAGGAACACAGAAGUAAAAUCUCUACCAGACUCUAUAAAGAAGCUCAUGAAUCUUCAAACUAUUGAUGCUAAAUCAACCAAGAUAGAAGCAUUACCUAGUGGGAUAGUUAAGCUCUAUAAGUUAAGACACCUACUUGCAGACAAAUUAAGUGAUGAGACAAGGAUGGAAUUCCGGUAUUUCUGUGGAGUGGCAGCACCAAAAGGGUUAUCAAGGUUAGAAGAACUGCAGACACUUGAGACCGUUGAAGCUAGCAAGGAGUUGGGGGAGCAGCUCAAGAAAAUGAUCCAACUAAGAAACCUCUGGAUUGACAACAUAAAAGCUGAGCACUGUGCAGAACUGUUUGCUUCCUUGUCCAAGAUGCCACUUCUUUCUAGCUUGCUUCUGUGUGCAAGUGAUGAGAAUGAGAAACUUAACAUUGAUACUCUCGUGCCGACAUCAACAAUUCUCCAGAAGCUAAUCAUCAGGGGAUGCACUGCUGAGAGGACACUUGAGUCCCAGAUGUUCCGGGACUAUGGAGGACGCCUGAAGUAUCUAGCUUUAAGCCGGUGUCACCUUGGGGAAGAUCCAUUGGAAGGGCUCGCAUCAUGUGCACCAAACCUGACAUAUUUGAGUCUUAACAAGGUGCAUAGCAGUAGUGCACACACUUUGGUUCUUCCUGCAAAGUCGUUUCCAGUGCUGAAGACACUCGUCUUGAGGAACAUGUCUGAUGUCAAUGUACUGAAGAUUGGAGUUGACGCCCUUCCCUGUAUCGAAGGUUUAUACAUUGUGUCACUGUCAAGUCUUAAAAGCGUCCCUGAAGGCAUUGAAUUCCUUGGCUCCCUGAAGAAACUCACGCUCCUAGGUCUGCACGAUGAUUUCAAAUAUGACUGGGACAUGUACGGAAUGCAUGAGAAGAUGAAGCAUGUUACUGAUCUUCGUGUCUAAGAGUGGUACUAAUUCAGCAUUUUCCUGCAUGGUUCUGAAGGUGCAUACUGCAGAAACUGGUGAUUGCUCGCUUCUGGGACAUAUAUAGGUUUUUUUAAAGAAAUGUGUAUGUAGAUCUGUAGUUGAAUCUUUGUAUUGUUUUAAAUUUUGUUAAUUAAGUUUGGGAACAAUGGUAAUUUUCCAUUGGGAAGUUUAUUCAAGUGUUAUGUUUUUCUGGUUCCUUGGAAGCUGGUUUUAUUGUAACAAAUGGCACAUAUCAACCCAACUUUAUAGCAUAAGUA
This is a messenger RNA of Oryza brachyantha (malo sina), 3611 nucleotides long. RefSeq names its product disease resistance protein RPM1-like. Bases 295 to 3330 code for a protein of 1011 amino acids. Lineage: Eukaryota; Viridiplantae; Streptophyta; Magnoliopsida; Poales; Poaceae. Gene Ontology annotation, biological process: defense response to other organism. The record is from RefSeq and is a predicted model, not a curated record. Gene Ontology annotation, molecular function: ADP binding. The transcript is spliced from 2 exons.